AUGAAUCCGCAGAUCAUCCAGACCGGAGGCUCUCCCGGCGCGGCGCCCCUCGUGCUGAUCCACGACGGCAGUGGGAACUGCGCCCAUUACUUUCGCCUGGGCAGCCUACAGCGCCGCGUCUAUGGCAUCCACAGUCCUCGAGCCCGCUGGAAAGGAGGCAUCUCCGAGAUGGCCGAUGUCUAUGCCGAACUGGUGCGCACCGUGGUGCCCCGCGGCCCGCUGCUGUUGGGCGGCUGGUCGCUUGGAGGCAUCGUCGCCAUCGAGGUCGCCCUGCGCCUCCAACAAGACCCUGCCAUCCAUGUCCGCGGCAUCGUUAUGGUCGACUCCGUCUUUCCCCACCGCGACCCCCUAGACACGCGGCCCGUGGUGCAAACCCUCCCCAAAUUUGCCGCUGGCUGUCCGCUCGAGCUCCAGCGCGCCGUCCGCCGCUCCAUGGCCCUUUCAGCCGCCAUGCUCGACUCCUGGUGCCCGUCAGCACGAAUGCAGCCUGCAGGCGAUUACUUCAGCUUUCGAGAACGCCGUGGAAACAGCGUCGAGACGCCGCCGCUGACGCACACUCAAAACACCCCAACAUCACCUGACGAUUUGGCCACUCCGCAUUCGAUGGGAGGCCCAGUGCAGGCCCCGGAGAAAAAGCCCCCCCAGCCUGCUGUGCCGCCGGCAAUUCUGUUACGCGCAACGGACCAUUUUCCUACCCCAGAAAUGCAUCUGUCCAGGGUCGACAUCCAUCGCUCAGACCUGCUGCUCGGUUGGGGCCGUUACAACCAAUCCUUGAUCCAUGCCGUGUUGGACCUGCCCGGCCAUCAUUUCAACCUCUUCGACCCAGACCACGUAGACUACACAACCCACGAGCUCAGUCUUGCCUGUCAAAUGCUAGAAAUAGGCACUCGGUAG
Lasiodiplodia theobromae is the source of this 894-nucleotide messenger RNA. RefSeq names its product Thioesterase domain containing protein. Gene Ontology annotation, biological process: biosynthetic process. The transcript has a single exon. NCBI's taxonomy places the organism in Eukaryota, Fungi, Ascomycota, Dothideomycetes, Botryosphaeriales, Botryosphaeriaceae. The record is from RefSeq and is a predicted model, not a curated record. Bases 1 to 894 code for a protein of 297 amino acids.